This is a messenger RNA of Psammomys obesus (fat sand rat), 4956 nucleotides long. RefSeq names its product carboxypeptidase M (gene Cpm). Gene Ontology annotation, cellular component: cell surface. The record is from RefSeq and is a predicted model, not a curated record. The transcript has 9 exons. NCBI's taxonomy places the organism in Eukaryota, Metazoa, Chordata, Mammalia, Rodentia, Muridae. Gene Ontology annotation, biological process: proteolysis. Gene Ontology annotation, molecular function: zinc ion binding; metallocarboxypeptidase activity. Bases 20 to 1351 code for a protein of 443 amino acids.
CGCGCGCCUGGCCGUGGACAUGGACCUCGCGCGCCUGUGGCUGGGGCUUCUGCUGCCCGUGGUGGCCGCCCUGGAUUUCCGAUACCACCACCAGGAAGAGAUGGAGGCGUUCCUCAAGAGUGUUGCUCGGAACUACAGUUCGAUCACACACUUGCACAGCAUCGGGAAGUCUGUGAGAGGCAGAAACCUGUGGGUUCUCGUUGUGGGGCAGUCUCCAAAGGAACACAGAGUUGGGAUUCCAGAAUUCAAGUACGUGGCAAACAUGCAUGGAGAUGAGACGGUGGGCCGAGAACUGCUGCUCCACCUCAUCGACUAUCUGGUAACCAGUCAUGGGAAAGACGCUGAAAUCACAUAUCUGAUCAACAGCACCCGGAUCCACAUCAUGCCUUCCAUGAACCCGGAUGGAUUUGAAGCCGUCCAGAAGCCCGACUGUUAUUACAGUAAUGGAAGGGAAAACUACAACAAUUACGACCUGAACAGGAACUUCCCUGAUGCCUUUGAAAAUAAUAACGUAUCCAAGCAGCCUGAGACUUUGGCAGUCAUGAAGUGGCUGAAGACAGAGACAUUUGUCCUCUCCGCGAACCUCCACGGGGGUGCCCUGGUGGCCAGUUACCCCUUUGAUAAUGGCGUGCAAGCCACGGGGACACUGUUGUCUCGAAGCUUGACUCCAGAUGAUGACGUCUUUCAGCACCUUGCCUAUACCUAUGCGUCUCGGAAUCCCAACAUGACGAAAGGAGAUCAGUGUAAAAACAAAAGGAACUUCCCCGACGGCAUAAUCAAUGGCUAUUCCUGGUACCCACUGCAGGGUGGAAUGCAAGAUUACAACUACAUCUGGGCCCAGUGUUUUGAGAUCACGCUGGAACUGUCAUGCUGCAAAUAUCCUCGGGAGGAGAAGCUGCCUCUCUUCUGGAAUGAUAACAGGGCCUCUUUGAUCGAGUACAUAAAACAGGUGCACCUAGGUGUAAAGGGUCAAGUGUUUGAUCAGAGUGGAAAUCCAUUACCAAAUGUAAUUGUGGAAGUCCAAGACAGAAAGCAUAUCUGCCCAUUUAGGACCAACAAACUUGGAGAGUAUUAUCUACUUCUCUUGCCCGGAUCCUACGUGAUAAAUGUUACAGUGCCUGGACAUGAUCCACACCUCACAAAGCUGACUAUUCCAAGGAAAUCCAAGAGCUAUAGCGCUCUUAAAAAGGAUUUUCACCUCCCAUUGCAAGGGCAGCUGGACUCCAUCUUCGUAUCAAAUCCUUCAUGCCCAAUGAUUCCUCUGUACAAAUUUAGGCCAAGCCACUCAGCUGCAACAAAGCCUAGUUUGUUCGUAUUUUUCAUGACUCUUUUGCACGUAUUUUUCAAAUAAAGCAAGAUGUGAAACUCAACGCCCACCACCGCCUGGAAUCAGGGAUCGGUUGCUCCAGGUUAUAGCAACUCUCCUUGUGAGACUGCAGCGGGAUAAACGCCACUGUUUUCCUCCCGAGGAAAGCAGAAGGUUUCCAGGUCUGGCACAGGGCAACCUGCUAUGACAAAAGCGGUCUUCAGUGUGGAUAAACGGGGGGUCACUGCCCAGCAAACGCUGCCCACAUACACUGCAUCCUGAAGUAGUCCCAGGCAUUUGUAAGAAACUUGAGAAGCAAAAAAGACAUCGCUACAAGAAAAAAAAAAAUUAUACAUAGAGUCAAAUGGAUCAAAGCAGUGAUGGACACUUCCUGUCCAUCACAGCAGUGAUGGACACCGCCUACUAUGUACGACCUUGCCCUGAGUGCUAGCUGUAAAGAGCUACUACUGGGUUUAAGUGGUUCUCCCCAAAGGAAGACGUUUCUAGAUGAGGAAGACUAAGACCAUUUACUCUUGCCAAUGUUCUAAGGAUGGAUGAGAGGAAGUGGGCAGAUGAUGUGUCUGAUGUGUCUACAGAGCCCAACAGACGAAGGGGCUUGUCUCCCUGCUCCUGAAGCCACAGUCCUCUAAAGAUGACCCCUCAUGUGUAAUCCUAGGCUCUUGCCUAACCUCAGAGGCAUGUUCAGCUGCCCACUGGCCACACCCACCUGAAUAAGACCCAAAUGAGCUUCACCUCAUCCUGUUGACAGUGGAGACGCCUCGCAAGGCUGUCCCUGCUUCGUGAGUCCUCACUGACCGUCUAAUUCGCACAGCCAGUCAGUCACUGAAAGCUGCUGUAUUGAUCCUUCCCAUCCUCUCCUGCCGGUUAGCGCCCCCUCCCCGCUGACCUAGCUCUUGCUCAAGGGUCCAUCUUCCACACAGCACCUGAGGAGUUGGGCUUCCCAAAAGCCCUUCUGUCCCCUAAACACAACAAUCUCGCAACCCCAGGUCUAGGUGUCAUUCUGACUGUGCCUGACCUGUUUCCCACUCAGCAAAACUCCGAUUUAAGAGUCAUCUUCAACCAGGAAGCCUUGCUGUUCCCAUUCUAUGGAGUUCCAGGCAAUCAGGUUGAAGGCCAGUCCUCCUGGAUCCUUCGUCUUGAUUAGAGAGUUUACAGCACGGUGGUGCCAUCUGCUUCAUGCUGGCCUUCUCUAGCACAGCAUGAGCUCUUCCAGGCCAGCAUCUGUUUAUUGGGAAAGUUCAUUUCUGUAUCCUCUGAGCCUAGCACAAAUAGGAAAUAAAUGAGUCUGGGAGGUGUUUCAGCAACUUGCUAUAGACCCUUCCAAAACUGUAGGGAUUUGGGCAAUUUUGUGAAUAUAAGUUUUACGUUUGGUAGCAUACAGCUCACUAAUGUACACACACACACACACACACACACACACACACACUUUCCAUGUGUACAUCAAGGAAGAAAAAUUCAAAGAUAAAUGCAAGUGAAGGAAUGCACUGUAAGGCUGGUGGGAAAGGCAUUUGCUAGCUGUUAACCAUGCUACAUGCUUCUAGACCAGAAAAAAAAAAAAAAUUCUUACGAUCAGUUUGAAGUAGAAAUGCACCCUGUCAAAGAAAUCUAUCCUAGCACACUGUAAGAAGUAACAGAAAGACAGUGUGAUGGCCCAAACCAGCACUCAGGAGGCAGAGACAGGUGGAUCUUUGGGUUCUGACCAGCUGGGCUACACAGCGAGACCCUGUCUCAAAAGAUAAGGAUAAAGAUCAAACAGGAAGCUCAGUGGCACCUCUGUGUGCAGGUCCCUGAGGGCUGUAAAUCUUCCAUGGUUAGUGAGUCACCUGCUUCUUCAGUCAUAAGCCCUGCACGGCUGUGAGACAUGCAGGGUAAGGCACACGGAGAAGGCUUGAGGCUCAAAAGGACACACGAGAUAAAUGGGCAUCCCAGUGCCCUCUUUUCGUGCCAAACGUAUUAUUUUAAUAUAAUAGCAUUUGUAGUUUUUAACCACUUGUAAGUUUGAAAGUAGUAUGAACAGCUUGAUCAUUUUAUUUAAAUAAGUAUUAACUUAUAUCCUAGUAAGCAUGUACUAAUAGUUCAGAAAGUGAUCUGGGUAUAUGACAUUUAAAGUAUAUAGGCCUAAGCCAGGUGGCUAAGUGACUUUAUCCAGCUCUUGGGAAGCUGAGGCAGGAAGAUCCACACAAGUUCAAGGCCAGCCUGGGCUACAUGUGAGACCCAUCUUAAAAAAAAAAAUAAAAGCAAUAAAGAACACAAGAGCACCCAUCAGCUGGAUGUUCUCAGUUCCGACUUACCCCUUUCCCGGGUGGUUUUUAAAGGAAAUGAGCUGUUUUCUGAAUUGGCUCAUGGGCCUAACACAAAACUUGUUACUGAAAUAACUUGCACGUGGAUGCGUCUUACUGGAGACCGUCCCAGGGCUUAGCACACACUGAGAAAGUGCUCUGCCUUUGAGCCACAGCUACUUUCAGUUUUGACACAGGGUCUCACUAAACUGUAUAUGUAGGCCAGUCUUGGAGCUCAUCAUAAUCCAGGCUGGCUUGGAAUCUGCCUGCAUUUGCUUCCAGAGUAGCUAUGCAGGCCUGGACCACUGUGUCUAUCUUAAGGUAACACCACAAAAAUUAGAAAUCUUUAUCAAACCCAAUGUAAAAUCACUUAAACGAGAGGGUGUAGCUCGGUGAUAGCGUGCUUAGCAUACACAAAGACUUGUGUUCAGUCUCCACUAACUCCCCCCAACCCCAACACAAAACACAACCAUGAAAUUAUUCUAUGGUCCAUGUCCUCAAGACUUAACACCUGUCCCUGAUGCCUGCUAACCUGGUGGAUAGGCUUUGACGGUCUAAAUCCUGCAGGAGUAGAAUGAAUACUUGUGGUCCUGACUGUUGGACACAUGGUAGAUGCCAUUUUUGAUGCUCCUCCAGGUAGAGAAAGUACAACUGCCAUUUGGGUGACACAGUCAACUAUUUUCAAGACCGUACACCUUAUUAAAGGGGACCUGAAAAUGAAACACCGGCUAGCAAGAUUCAUGUCAUUUUCAAGGAGACUUGCACAAAAUGACAUAGCUUACCUGUGUGCCUGUUUGAACUGAGAUGGGUAAAAGCCCAAUGCUAGGAAGGCAGAGGCAGGGGGAUCUCUCAGUUUCAAGGCCAGCCUGAUCAUACCGAGUUCUGGGACAGUCAAAGCUCCAUAAUAGAGACCCUGUCUCAAAGAACCAAGAUACAUAAACAGUGGGGGAUGUUUAGAAAAACGCUAAGUCACUGCAGGUCCAGGCAGCUUUGACUUUGGUGCUUUCCUUCCCAUUUCAUCUGCUGCACAGGUCAGAAAUGUUUAGCCUCCUCUAUUCACUUCUCAAAGUCUUUAAAGAACCAAAUUUCUACUUGUAAUUUGUCUCUAAAAAUGGUGUGUGCUGCAGGGAAUGGUGGCACGUGGGAGGCAGAAGCAGGCAAAUCUCUCAUUUGCCAGCCUGGUCUACAGAGUGAGUUCCAGGACAGCCAAGAUGACAUAGAGAAACAAUGUCUCAAACAAACAAACAAAUUUCUCAGUCUGACUGUAACAUUUGCUUGGGGCCAUGACUACCUCUGGGCUUAUUAAAUUUACAUUUUCUGAUUACCAAUAAAGGACAUUCAUAUAGUGAA